AUGGAGUCCUUUCGUCUCGCUCUCGCUGCGAUUGUGGUCGCGUUGGUGGCAGCGCAGUCUGACCCAGCCCAGUUUGUGAAUGCUUUGAUUGGAACUUCCGACGGCGGACAUGUCUUUGCUGGCGCGACUCUUCCUUGGGGUUCGGUCAAAGCUGGUGCCGACAGUCUUUCGGGGGACAACCAGGGCGGAUACGUGAGCGAUGGAUCGCCUAUAACAGGCAUCUCGCAGCUCCACGAUGAUGGAACUGGAGGUGGCGCGUCGUUGGGCAACUUUCCUUUGCUUCCAUACAACACAUCGCAAUGCGCCAACAACGAUUUAACAAAAUGCGUCAUUAACCAUGAUGCUCGAGCCGUAUCCCAUGGCGAUCCCACCACUUCUCCAGGGUAUUUUGGUAUUCCUCUUAACAACGGGGUGCAUGCCGAGGUCACGGUAACCCAGCACGCUGCUCUACAUAGGUUUUCCUACCCAAUCGGUACAAAUCAGCAGAUUCUUUUACUUGAGGCCACCAGAGAUCUUCCCGGAAGCUACCGCAGUCCCGGAAAUAUCACAGUCAUCUCCAACAAAUUAGGCGGAACACGAGUUACGGGUACCGGCUCGUUUGCGCCGUCCUUUGGAGAAGGUUCAUACCAGGUCCACUUCUGUAUGGACACGAAGAUACGUUUUGCCCAAGCUCAAUUCUUCCGUACCGUUGGCGGUGCCGUCACCUACACUGCUCUCCAAACAAAUCCUCGUGUCAAUUUCGCGGCCAACAUUGGCAGCAACAGUCCUGCGGGCUUGAUUUUUGACUUUUCUUCCACCGAGACGCUCAGCGUGCGUAUGGGAAUCUCGUGGACAAGCUCCGCAAAAGCCUGUGCUUUCGCUGAACAAGAGAUACCCGAUUUGUCAGCCUUUGACAAUGUCAAAAACGCGGCUCGUGCUAAAUGGAAUGAGGUGUUGAGCACCGUGCAGGUGGACAACACCGGCGUCAGCGUCGAAACCCAAGAGCUUUUUUGGUCGUCGUUAUAUCGCACUUAUAUCUCUCCGACCAACAUAACUGGCGACAACCCGCUUUGGGCUUCAAACGAGCCGUACUGGGAUAGUUUCUACUGUAUCUGGGACUCGUUCCGUGUUGUCCAUCCAUUGUAUGCUAUCACCGCGCCAACUGCUCAAGCCGAAGUCGUCCGCGCGCUGAUUGAUAUUUAUCGUCAUACUGGCUGGCUUCCUGACUGCAGGAUGUCCCUCGACAAAGGGUACACGCAAGGAGGAUCGAAUGCAGACUCUCUACUGUCAGACUCUUACACCAAGGGCAUCAAAGCCGGCAUUGAUUGGGAAACUGGCUACGAGGCGAUGGUGAAAGAUGCCACAGUCGAGGGGGACUUCACGUUGGAAGGCAGAGGAAGCAUCGCAGCACGAGAAAAGUUGGGCUUUGUUCCUGUUGGCGACACCAAUGAUCCGCCGAACGAAGGCCCGAACACACGAAGCGCGUCUCGUCUGCUUGAAUAUGCCUACAACGACUUCGGUAUUGGCCUCGUCGCCCAAGGACUCGGCAAGACUGCCGAUGCACAACACUAUUUUAACAAGUCUCGCGACUGGUUCAAUAUCUGGAAUCCAAAUGCGACACAUGAUGGUUUCAGUGGCUUCAUACAACCCCGCAGUGCUGAUGGGUCGUGGUAUUUCGACCCGCGGUAUGAUCUCAACAAUGUCUUCCGCCCAGACCAUUGUAGUCCUGUGUUUGGUCACUUCGAUUGUUUCUUGAACCCCGACGGUGGCGAAUUCUAUGAAGCGAGCUCUUGGGAGUAUUCGUGGUUUGUUCCACAAGAUAUGGCAACCUUGGUAACGGUUAUGGGUGGUCCGAAAACAGCAAGCUCCCGUUUGGAUACUUUCUUUGACGAUGGGUUCCAUGAUAUUGGCGACGAGCCCGGGUUCCUCCCCACCUAUCUUUACAACUAUGUUGGGCAGCCAGGCAAGACGGUCGAUCGUGUCGACGCUACUUUAACUAAAUACUACAACACCAAGACAUCGGGUCUGCCCGGGAAUGACGACUCUGGCGCAAUGGGAGCGUAUGUCGUCUGGAGUCAUCUCGGAUUCUUCCCUGUCGCUGGCCAAGCGACUUACCUCCUCAAUCGCCCUUACUUCCCACACAUAUCGAUCCGCAACGAGGCGACCGGGAAGACCGCGACGAUCAUUGCAGACGGUCUGAGCGCCACUAACAAGUACAUCCAAUCAGCGACACUCAACGGGAAGCCCUACACGAAAAAUUGGAUAUCGCAUGACGUCUUUACGACUGGAGCAACGCUGCACUUUAUUAUGGGCCCGAGCCCUAGCGAUACUUGGGGAACAGGGAAGGACGAUUUGCCUCCGAGUUUGAGCACGGGAGGAUUUGCAUAA
Molecule: messenger RNA, 2367 nt
Organism: Mycena indigotica
Lineage: Eukaryota; Fungi; Basidiomycota; Agaricomycetes; Agaricales; Mycenaceae
Product: Alpha-1-2-mannosidase family protein
Exons: 13
Coding region: 1-2367 (788 amino acids)
Biological process (GO): carbohydrate metabolic process; glycoprotein catabolic process; protein deglycosylation
Cellular component (GO): nucleus; cytosol
Molecular function (GO): carbohydrate binding; peptide-N4-(N-acetyl-beta-glucosaminyl)asparagine amidase activity
Source: RefSeq, a predicted model, not a curated record